GGAAACAAUUGCUGAUCCCAAAUGAAUGAAUCCCUGAUGGUGGAAUUUCAGGCAUCAGUUGCAGGCUGAACCUGGACUUCCAGGCCCCAUGUUUACACCUGAUCAAUGAUGGCCUGAAAUAUGAGCAAACCGGACUCUAUGAACAUGUCGGUGCAGGAGCCCCCACUUGACUACUCCUUUCGAAGUAUCCACGUAAUACAAGAUCUGAUAAGUGAAGAGCCAAGGACAGGACUAAGACCACUAAAGCAUGCAAAAUCGGGGAAGUCACUGACCCAGUCCCUGUGGCUGAAAAAUAAUGUCCUUAAUGACCUGAAAGACUUCAAUCAGGUGGUUUCACAGGUGAUAGAGCAUCCAGAGAACCUGGCCUGGAUCGACCUUUCCUUCAACGACCUAACUUCCAUUGACCCAAUUCUUACAUCUUUCUUCAACCUGAGUGUCCUCUAUCUCCAUGGUAACAGCAUCCACCGCCUAGGAGAGGUAAACAAACUAGCUGUCCUCCCUCGGCUGAGGAGCCUAACGCUCCAUGGGAACCCCAUUGAAGAAGAGAAAGGCUACAGGCAAUAUGUGCUGUGCACCCUACCCCGAAUCACCACAUUUGACUUCAGUGGGAUCACCAAAUCUGAUCGCAUCACAGCACAAGUGUGGAAGAGCAUGAACAUCAAGCCCAAGAAGGUCCGAGUCAAACACAGUCCACUCUGAGGUUACCACCAGGGUUAAAGGCCAGAGUGUAGCUGGACAAUAAACACUUUGAACUGUU
Messenger RNA from Suncus etruscus (white-toothed pygmy shrew), 757 nucleotides. It is a transcript of the gene LRRC51, whose product is annotated as leucine rich repeat containing 51. The record is from RefSeq and is a predicted model, not a curated record. Lineage: Eukaryota; Metazoa; Chordata; Mammalia; Eulipotyphla; Soricidae. The coding region runs from base 121 to 699 and encodes 192 amino acids. The transcript is spliced from 5 exons. Gene Ontology annotation, molecular function: protein binding.